Trematosphaeria pertusa is the source of this 1534-nucleotide messenger RNA. Its product is annotated as Arginase/deacetylase. Gene Ontology annotation, molecular function: metal ion binding; agmatinase activity. The record is from RefSeq and is a predicted model, not a curated record. Bases 248 to 1462 code for a protein of 404 amino acids. The transcript has 2 exons. Lineage: Eukaryota; Fungi; Ascomycota; Dothideomycetes; Pleosporales; Trematosphaeriaceae.
CACUUUGGCAAAGAUCAUGCCUAACGGCCCUGCAUCUCCAGGGCUGCUUGACGCUUCUCAUGCUCGCAGCAGGAUGGACCUUCCGAUUCGGGGUUCCCCACCAACGGCAUCGAUGUCGGAGCUACUAGCAACAACGAUAAGAGCUGUUACAUAAUUCGCGCCCUUUGCUCGAUUUCAUCGACAAUGAACUUCAACCCCUCUUUUCCUUUCCUCUCUUGCUUCUACGCUUUCAAUCCCUCCUGUCAGCAUGUUGUGGCGUUCGAUUGUACUCUCUGCUCUGUUUCUGUCUGUUGCGUUCGCACAUUCAACCUAUCAUGUAGACGAGCAAGAACCCAUUGCGCAAGAGCGUCUAGAAGAGCUUGAGCGGAAAUGGGGCAUUGAUUGGGGUUUCUCUGGUGUAUCAACAUUUGCCCACCUCCCGCACAUCCGCUGCCUGACACAUCCCGAAAGAGCCUACGACAUCGGCAUUAUAGGCGCUCCUUUCGACACAGCAGUCUCAUACCGGCCGGGCGCACGCUUUGGUCCCCGAGCCAUCCGCGCAGGUUCGUCACGACAAACGUCCUUCCGAGGCUUUAAUCCGCGAGCCAACCUCAACCCGUACACCUCAUGGGCGACAAUUGUAGAUUGCGGAGACAUCCCAAUCACGCCUUUCGAUAAUGCGCUCGCGCUCCGGCAGAUGAGCGAGGCAUUUCAAGAGCUGGGCAACAGAGCGCCGACUACCGAGGCGCUAGCGUCUUCAACAGGAUAUUUGCAUAGACCGAAGUUGCUCACGUUGGGUGGAGAUCAUAGCAUUGCGCUUCCAGCUCUGCGGGCGCUGAAGCAGAUCUAUGGGCAGCCGAUUGCCGUAGUGCACUUCGAUGCCCAUUUGGACACAUGGCAUCCAGCGAAGUACCCGUCCGCAUGGAUAGACCCAACCGAUACCUCUACGCAGUCCUUCUUCAAUCACGGCAGCAUGUUCUGGAUUGCGGCAACAGAGGGUCUGAUUGCGAAUGGCUCGUCUGUUCACGCCGGGUUGCGCACGCGUCUGUCUGGAGACGAGCCGGAAGACUACGCUGACGACUCAAACCAGGGUUGGAUUCGCAUUUCAACCGACGACAUUGAUGAGAUUGGAGUCAAGGGAAUUAUAUCAUCGAUCAUGGAGCGUGUGGGUACCGAGAUGCCAGUCUAUCUCAGCAUCGAUAUCGACGUGAUUGAUCCUGGUAUGGCGCCCGGCACUGGUACGCCGGAGCCAGGAGGUUGGACGACGAGGGAGCUGAUUCGGAUCUUGAGGGGAAUUGAGGGUAUGAACGUCGUAGGAGCAGACAUUGUGGAGGUUAGUCCCGCGUAUGACGGCUCUGCGGAGACGACCGGAUUGGCAGCUGCGCAGGUGGCGUAUGAAGUCUUGACGAGCAUUGUGAGGAAAGGGUUGAUUGAGCAGGCGAAGACGGGAGAGAGCAAGGAGAGCGUCCGGGACGAACUGUAGACUAGGAGCAUGCAACACCACAAAGAUAGGAAGAUCCUACAUCUAGUAGAACCAGAAAAUCUUCAAGAUGCC